Molecule: messenger RNA, 2407 nt
Organism: Harmonia axyridis
Lineage: Eukaryota; Metazoa; Arthropoda; Insecta; Coleoptera; Coccinellidae
Product: WD repeat-containing protein 75
Exons: 1
Coding region: 94-2331 (745 amino acids)
Biological process (GO): positive regulation of rRNA processing; positive regulation of transcription by RNA polymerase I
Cellular component (GO): nucleolus
Molecular function (GO): protein binding; RNA binding
Source: RefSeq, a predicted model, not a curated record
UUUACACUUGUGAAUAGUGACGAUCCUAAAGAAAUGUGGGAAGUGUAUUCUAGUUUUACCGUGUGGAUCAAAGUUUUUUGAAAACAAUACAUAAUGAGUGGAGAAAAAGUUAAACUUAAAUAUCAAGGGGGAGGACGUUAUACCCAUCUGAAACCGAAAUUUUCUAAUUCCGAAGAUAGUGUUUUUAUUGUGAAAAAACGAAGUGUUCUUCAAUAUAGCACAAAAACUGGACAGCUAAUAUCAGAAUACCGAGGAUUAAACCAAACCAUAGUUGGAUUCGAUGUUGUUCAAAUAAAGGAUAUUGAGAACCUUGUCGCAUUAUCAGAAGAUGGAGAGUUCCGUGCUUGGAAAACUUCAACCAGAUUCAAAACCAUAACGAAGAAGAUAAAGUGUGAAAAAAUCAGUUCGUUUCAUCUACUACCAGAUCAAAAUCAAGAAGAAUUGGAAGGUAUUGUUACUUAUACAAAGCUUGGAAAAGUCAUAGCUGCUUUGAUAAAUACUGCAAAAGAAUCGUUGCAGAAUUUCAAAGUAGAUAUCAAAGGUGAAAAAACAUUCAUUGGUGUUGGUAAAAGGUUUUUUGCUAUUGCCGAUAAAAAAAGCCUGCAUUUCAUUAAUAUUGAUAACAUCAAUAAGUCGUCACAAGUUUUUGUUUUCGAGAAAAAAUUUAAGAAUUUAUAUACUACAUGUUUAGAGUGCCAUAAACAAGAAGAAAUUGUGUUGACAGGUGAUUCUGAAGGGAAAGUGAUAUUAUGGCAGAACAUAUUUAGUAAAAAUCCAACAAAAUCAAUCUAUCAUUGGCACACAUUACCUGUUAAUUGCUUAGCAUUUUCAGCUGCUGGUAGUUAUUUUUAUAGUGGCGGAAAUGAAUCUGUGCUUGUAAGGUGGGAUUGGAACAAUAGCCAAGACAAAAAGUUUUUGCCCCGUUUAUCAGGAUACCUUGAAGAAAUAGGAGUAUCUUCAAGAAAUCAAUUAUUAGCUCUUUCCACUUCAAAUAGUGCAGUGAAAAUUGUUGAUUCAAAUCUGGACAAUGUUAGUACAAUUCAACAUUUUGUUGUUGGAGAUAAUUAUGAUUGUGGCAUUAUACUCGAUUCGAGAACUGAGACCCUUGUUAUGAAUGGCAAUAUUGGACAAUUACAAUUUUAUCAACCAAGAAAUGAUAGUUUAUUAUACAGCAUAGAUGUUGUAAGUCAAAACAAAAAAUCGAAUGAAAGAAAUAUUGAGAUACCUAAUACAGAGGUUAAAAAAUUUACUUUCAGUAAAAAUAGUCUUUGGUUAGCCACAGUAGAAGAGUUGACAGAAUCUGAAUUCAAUAUUCAAAGAUUGAGAUUGAAAUUUUGGUCAUUUGAUGAGUCUCGUCAAAUAUAUGAAUUGAAUACAUCCAUAAAUGAACCACAUCAAGAUUCAAUCUCGUCAAUUGCAUUUCAAUGUGUGAAUGAACAUCAAAAUAUAAAAUGUGUAACAGUUGGCGAAGAUAAUAAAUUCAAAAUCUGGCACAAAAUAACCAUACAACAAGUCAAUACAGAACGUACAUGUUGGACUAUUAAGAACAGUUAUACAUAUGCAGAUAUGCCAUGUAGAGGUUUAUCAUUUUCUGUCGAUGGUUCUCUAAUGGCUAUUGGUUUUGGCCCAAAUUUGACAAUUUGGUCACCAGAUAUUUGUCAAUUGGAAUCAUCCCUAGUGUAUCCAAAAUACAAAACAAAUGUGGAAAAAGUUGAGUUUGGGAGAAGUGAUAUGCGUCACUUGGUUGUAGUAGCAACAAAGGACAGAUUAUGGGUUUGGAAUAUUUUAACUCAAAGACUAAAAUGGACUGUGCCAUUAGAUGUAGAGUUUCUUAUAGCAGAUAGGCUAUCGUUAUACAUGGGUGUUAUCACAAAGAAAGGAGAAGUUAAAAUUUUUUCUCCAGAUUCCCAUGAACCUGUUUAUGAAAAUGACGAAAUUUUAUCAUCAAAGCAAAUAAUGGCAGCAGCAUUUGUCCCAACCCAAUCUUCAAAUGUAGAUACCAAUUCAGAUUGGUACAAAAGAGUUGAGCUGUUUUUUAUAGAUUCUAAUAAAGAAUUAUUUUCAAUUGGAGCUGAAUCUACUGAAGAAUAUCCAAUUGACCAAUACAUCGAUGAAAAUCCUGAUGAACAGAUGGCUUCUUUGUUUAAUAAAAUGAUGCCAUUCACAAAACAUUCCGAAGUCGCCAAUAGUUAUAUGUUGCAAGAUGUACAUAAAUCCCUUAAAAGAAAGAGAGAAAGUGUGUUUACAGACAGUGGUAGAGCCAUUCCUCCAGCAUUGGUGGUUUUGGCUUUGUUCAAAUCGGAAUUUAAGAGAAUAAGAGCAGCCAAUUAGAAUUGUGUAAUAGGAUCAUAAAAAAUUUAAAAUUCUGUAUUUUAAUUGUAUAAUAUAUUUUUUUCAUGGAAAGUAA